Molecule: messenger RNA, 759 nt
Organism: Protopolystoma xenopodis
Lineage: Eukaryota; Metazoa; Platyhelminthes; Monogenea; Polystomatidea; Polystomatidae
Source: the annotation of a GenBank genome assembly
GCUUCGGCGACGGUGGCUGGCGCCAUCUUCUUGCUGUUGUGUGCGGGCAUUGGGCUUAACAUCUCUGUGGUCGCGGCCGGUCGUCGUCAGUCUCCUGACGGUAACAUAGUGCUCUUCUGCUAUCUCUGGUGCGUCGGCUUCUGCCGAAACGAUUCAUUCCCUCAAGGACUGGCCGUUAAGGCGAUUGGUCGCUCGCGACUUCGAGGCCCGUCGCUUGGCCGGUGGUGUCCGGCCGGCCUGGUUGGAGGCCGAAUAACUCAACUUGAGUGUUCCCCUCACGCCGGUGAUGCAAGGCUUCGCCGACGCCGUCACCUUGGCCAAGUGCCGGCCCGGCCUCAGCGUCGUCGACGAAACCGUCCUACUCGCCGCCCUCGAGGUGGAUAUUCGACGUCCUCAACGAGCCGUCGUUGGGGCCGAGGCAGACGAGCUCGACGAACCCGCUGUCGUCUGAAUAAUGCACCACUCCAGCGUCCUCGUCACGCCUCAUCAUCAAGACUGCCCAUGUUGCGCCGGCAGGCUUCGCCGAAAGGCUGGCCGGCCCAGCCUCGACGCCGACGGCAACGGCUUAUUUUUCGGGCGUGUGCUUCAAUUCUCAACCUCGCUGGCCUCCGCGACGAGGCAGAAAGGACCGAAGCAGGGCAGUUGAUGGCCGGUUUGUUGGCUGCUCGCUUUUCCUCCCAAUUGGCCGAGCAUGUCAGUGGCCAGGACCGGACUGAGAAUCCAUCUGUUACCAUGCCGCUUCGGACGACUUGCUUGUGA